GCAAAGGCACACUUACAUCCCACGAAUGUCUCAAUACAUGUUUUAACUUGAUCUCACAAAAAUCCAGCUGAAAUCCUAUCUACAUGCCCUUCUGAAAGUUUUGACAUCUAAAACUAAGAUCAAGAAUCUUCCAUAUAUUAAAUGUUGCGUUUAUGACUGACAAUAUCACACUCCCUCCAUCCCAUAAAAAACAAACCUGUUGCACUUGUCACACUAAAAAACAUCCCAUAAAAUAAGUAAAUAUUCAUGAAAAUUGGACUUACAAAUUCUCUAAAAUUAUGAAAAAAAUAAUAGAGAUUGGUAUAAGCAUGGAAUACAUUUACACCACGGCCAGUGUCUCCAAGUACACUGGCAUGGCAUGGCAUGCAGUGCACCUAGCAAAUACACUAAAAAAGCCAAAAGAAAAAUAAUAUAAUAAUAAUAAACCAGCUGCCUUUGUGACAACAGCCCAACCCAACCCACAAAAAUAUCCCAUCCCCUCACGAAAUCCAUUUCAUCCAUUUUUCCGCUCUCUCUCUCUCCGAAUGCGCGUGAUCUCGCACUCGCAGCCUCAGCAUCAGCUGCAUCACUCCCCGCCUCUCCGCGAUCGCAAGGGCCGCGCCGAUCCCCCCCGCACCAGAAGCCCUCGAGAUUCCGAUCUCCCAGAAAACCUCCGCCUCGCAGCGCGACGGAUCCAUCCAUCUCGCCACCUUUCUCCCACAAGGAAUUUACUAGCUCUCGGAGAAACUACGGUUGAGGCUUGCGGUUUGGAUGCACCUUCAUGUUUAUAAGAAGGCUCAGAGCUACCUGAUAUAACUCCUGUUCUGUCAUAAACAGGUGUGCUUACUUGUCUUAUCAACAUGGGAAUCUACCUCAGUACCCCCAAAACCGAUAAGUUCUCUGAAGACGGGGAAAAUGAUAAGCUUAAACUUGGUCUUUCGUCUAUGCAAGGAUGGCGUGCAAACAUGGAAGAUGCUCAUUCAGCAUUGCUAAAUCUUGACAAUGAGACAUCGUUCUUUGGUGUUUUUGAUGGCCAUGGAGGAAGAGUGGUUGCCAAAUUCUGUGCAAAAUAUUUACACUCUCAAGUUCUCAGAAGUGAAGCCUAUUCAGCUGGUGACUUAGGCACUGCUGUUCAUAGAGCUUUCUUCAGGAUGGACGAAAUGAUGCGAGGACAGAGAGGCUGGAGAGAACUAUCUGCACUUGGAGAUAAGAUAAACAAGAUUGGUGGUAUGAUUGAAGGGUUGAUUUGGUCUCCGAGAGGCAGUGAUUCGAAUAAUGGACAAGAUGAUUGGUCUUUCGAAGAGGGACCCCACUCCGAUUUUGCUGGGCCAACAUGCGGAUGCACAGCAUGUGUAGCGCUAAUAAGAAAUAACCAACUUGUUGUGGCGAACGCUGGUGAUUCCCGUUGUGUUAUUUCUAGGGCUGGCCAGGCAUACAAUUUGUCAAGAGACCACAAGCCAGAGCUUGAAGCUGAGAGAGACAGAAUAGUAAAAGCAGGGGGUUUCAUUCAUAUGGGACGAAUAAAUGGAAGUUUAAACUUGACAAGAGCAAUUGGAGAUAUGGAAUUUAAACAGAACAAAUUCUUGCCUCCUGAGAAGCAAAUCGUGACUGCAAAUCCUGACAUCAACGUUGUUGAGCUUUGCGACGACGACGACUUUCUUGUUUUAGCAUGUGACGGCAUUUGGGACUGCAUGUCAAGCCAACAGCUGGUGGAUUUCAUCCACGAGCAUAUACAGAAGGAGAGCAGUCUUUCUGCAGUGUGCGAAAGAGUGCUCGACAGAUGCCUAGCUCCAUCAACAAUUGGUGGAGAGGGAUGUGACAACAUGACCAUGGUUCUGGUGCAGUUCAAAAAGCCUAUUACUCAGAAUAAAAAAGCCGACGUAGGGGAGCAAUCUGUGAAAGGUGUGGAAGAGGCUGAGAUCAAUGCUGCUGAGGAGAAUGGUUCUUGACGCCGAUGAUUAUGCAGACAUUUGCUUUCAUAAGCAGGCCGAGUGGAGCAGCAGUCACUGUGUGUGUGUGUGUGUGUGUGUGUAUAUAUAUAUAUAUAUAUAUAUAUAUAUAUAUAUAUAUAUAUAUAUAUAUAUAUAGAUAUAUAUAUAUAUAUAUAUAUAUAUAUAUAUCAAUUGUUUGUCAAAUGAUGUAUCUGCACACAUUCUGCUCAAGAACUCGGAGAUAAAUGGCACUGAAUGGAGCAACUGUGAAAACCUAAUGCGCAGUUUUUGUGCGCCAUCCACCAUUCGUUGUCAUGCCAAAAAGUUGACCGUCCUGAUUGUGGAUAUGAUCACAAUUGUCGACAAUUAGAACUGAUCAAGUUGCUGUUUUCUGUUCUUUGCAUACGCUGUAAACGUGGGCGAGUUUUUUGUUCUGCUGUUUUUUUUUGGGUGUGUGCGUGUGAUAGAUAUGUCAAUUGCAAUUCAUGCCCCAUUUGGGUUAUUGCUUCAGAUCAUGUCCAAUCUGAAUCCAGUUUAUCAUGUGAUAUCUGUUGGUUAGUUCAGUGCCGUGCUGCUGCGGUGCUGCCCUGGUGUGGUGAAAAUGUAUGCCUGUUAUGCAUAUGGAAGUAUGGAACAAUUUGGGGA
This is a messenger RNA of Oryza sativa Japonica Group (Japanese rice), 2555 nucleotides long. Its product is annotated as probable protein phosphatase 2C 11. NCBI's taxonomy places the organism in Eukaryota, Viridiplantae, Streptophyta, Magnoliopsida, Poales, Poaceae. Gene Ontology annotation, biological process: protein dephosphorylation. The record is from RefSeq and is a predicted model, not a curated record. Gene Ontology annotation, molecular function: protein serine/threonine phosphatase activity; cation binding.